Gorilla gorilla gorilla (western lowland gorilla) is the source of this 3213-nucleotide messenger RNA. It is a transcript of the gene ZSCAN21, whose product is annotated as zinc finger and SCAN domain containing 21. Lineage: Eukaryota; Metazoa; Chordata; Mammalia; Primates; Hominidae. The coding region runs from base 1351 to 2772 and encodes 473 amino acids. Gene Ontology annotation, molecular function: RNA polymerase II cis-regulatory region sequence-specific DNA binding; DNA-binding transcription factor activity, RNA polymerase II-specific. The transcript is spliced from 6 exons. The record is from RefSeq and is a predicted model, not a curated record. Gene Ontology annotation, biological process: regulation of transcription by RNA polymerase II.
GAUUCACGGUGAGCCUGCUGGUCGCGGGUUAGCGAGGCGGACAGGAGAGGGAUCCGUGGCUGAAUGGUUUGGGGAGGGACGAGUGGGUUUAGCAGCUGUGGCUUCCGAGGACCCCACCUAGACCGGUCUUAGCAGGGCUGUGGGGAGGAGCUCCUCGUCCCCGCCCAGGACCAGCUGGUGGGGGCGCUGGCUGCCUGGAAAGCCUUUUCUUCCACUUGGGGCUUUAACAAAUGAAAGCUGGAAGAACAGAUGUUUUGGAAGUUCUUUCGCGUUCCAGAAUAGUUUUUUUUGUGCGUUCCCCAAGCCAAGCCGUCUAUCAGUCUGACCGUGGCCGCCUUUUUUCCCUUUCUGUGAACUGGAGGUCCGAACGCAAGGCUCACUGAUGGGAAUACGCCCAAGGUGUUGGAAACCUGUGGGAAGCCGAACCUCAUUAGAAGUGUUGGGUAGAAUCAAAUCCAAGGGAAGAAAUAGUCCCCUCGGGCUUUGUUCGGGCUAGAACACACACACAGAAUAGGGAUCUGCUCAGGUUUAGAAAAACAGUCUUAAAGAACCAUGUAUAAAUAAGAGUGUCAGGACAAAGUUGAUUUGGGCCAGGCGCGGUGGCUCACGCCUGUAAUCCCAGCAGUUCGGGAGGCCGAGGCCGGCGGAUCACUUGAGGUCAGGAGUUCGAGACCAGCCUGGCCAAACCCUGUCCCCACGAAAAAUACAAAAAUUAGCUGGGUGUGGUGGCGCGCGCCUGUAAUUCCAGCUACUCAGGAGGCUCGCUUGAACCCAGCAGGCGGAGGUUGCAGUGAGCCGAGAUCACGCCACUGCACUCCAGCCUGGGCGACAGAGCGACACUUGGUCUCACAAAAAAAAAAAGAGAACGUUGAUUUGAUGGGUGAGGUACUUGGAAACCCACGAAAUCUAAGGAACAGUUGAGCUGUGGAGAGGAAAAGAGUUAAGAGGCAAGACAACUGUUUUCAAGUGUUGGAAGGCUGCUAUGGAGAAAUAGAGACGGGGUUUCACCGUGUUAGCCAGAAUGGUCUCGAUCUCCUGACCUCGUGAUCUGCCCGCCUCGGGCCUCCCAAAGUGCUGGAAUUACAGGCGUGAGCCACCGCGCCGGGCCCCCUAGGGAUUUUCAGCUGGAUGUGGUGAUGCACACCUGUAGUCCUGGCUACUUUGGAGGCUGAGGUGAGAGGAUCGCUUGAGGCCAGGAGUUCAACGCUGCAGUGAGCUAUCAUGGCACCACUACACGCCAGCCUGGGCAACAAAGUUUAACUUGUGGCCCUAAAGAACUGGAAACCCAAAGGAACGAAUAUUCCUGCCCCACAGAGUCCCAUCUUUAGUGAGGCUGUUUCUGGAGUUUACAUGAUGACCAAGGUACUAGGCAUGGCCCCAGUUCUGGGCCCUAGGCCUCCACAGGAGCAGGUGGGGCCUCUGAUGGUAAAAGUCGAGGAGAAAGAAGAGAAAGGCAAGUACCUUCCUAGCCUGGAGAUGUUCCGCCAGCGCUUCAGGCAGUUUGGGUACCAUGAUACCCCUGGACCCCGAGAGGCCCUGAGCCAACUCCGGGUGCUCUGCUGUGAGUGGCUGAGGCCCGAGAUCCACACCAAGGAGCAGAUCCUGGAGCUACUGGUGCUGGAGCAGUUCCUGACCAUCCUGCCCCAGGAGCUCCAGGCCUGGGUGCAGGAGCAUUGCCCGGAGAGCGCUGAAGAGGCUGUCACUCUCCUCGAAGAUCUGGAGCGGGAACUGGAUGAGCCAGGACACCAGGUCUCAACUCCUCCAAACGAACAGAAACCGGUGUGGGAGAAGAUAUCCUCCUCAGGAACUGCAAAGGAAUCCCCAAGCAGCAUGCAGCCACAGCCCUUGGAGACCAGUCACAACUACGAGUCUUGGGGGCCCCUGUACAUCCAAGAGUCUGGUGAGGAGCAGGAGUUCGCUCAAGAUCCAAGAAAGGUCCGAGAUUGCAGAUUGAGUACCCAGCACGAGGAAUCAGCAGAUGAGCAGAAAGGUUCUGAAGCAGAGGGGCUCAAAGAGGAUAUAAUUUCUGUGAUUAUCGCCAAUAAACCUGAGGCCAGCUUAGAGAGGCAGUGCGUAAACCUUGAAAAUGAAAAAGGAACAAAACCCCCUCUUCAAGAGGCAGGCUCCAAGAAAGGUAGAGAAUCAGUUCCUACUAAACCUACCCCAGGAGAGAGACGUUAUAUAUGUGCUGAAUGUGGCAAAGCCUUUAGUAAUAGCUCAAAUCUCACCAAACACAGGAGAACACACACUGGGGAGAAACCUUACGUGUGCACCAAGUGUGGGAAAGCUUUCAGCCACAGCUCAAACCUCACCCUCCACUACAGAACACACUUGGUGGACCGGCCCUAUGACUGUAAGUGUGGAAAAGCUUUUGGGCAGAGCUCAGACCUUCUUAAACAUCAGAGAAUGCACACAGAAGAGGCGCCAUAUCAGUGCAAAGAUUGUGGCAAGGCUUUCAGCGGGAAAGGCAGCCUCAUUCGUCACUAUCGGAUCCACACUGGGGAGAAGCCUUAUCAGUGUAACGAAUGUGGGAAGAGCUUCAGUCAGCAUGCGGGCCUCAGCUCCCACCAGAGACUCCACACCGGAGAGAAGCCAUAUAAGUGUAAGGAGUGUGGGAAAGCCUUCAACCACAGCUCCAACUUCAAUAAACACCACAGAAUCCACACCGGGGAAAAGCCCUACUGGUGUCAUCACUGUGGAAAGACCUUCUGUAGCAAGUCCAAUCUUUCCAAACAUCAGCGAGUCCACACUGGAGAGGGAGAAGCACCGUAACUUUCAAGCGCUCCUGUUGUCGUUGUUUUAAACUUUAUAAUCUGAAAACCAGAAAGAAGUCUUGUCAUUGCAGCAGCAUCGAUUCCGGUGAUAGAGUUUGUAUCACUCAACAUCAGGGGAUGCCUGAGGAGUGCGAGCUCCACAGCAACAUGGCAGGCAGGAGGUCCUCAGAAGGUGUCAGGAGGUUCCACACUCGCCAGUUCACUGGAGCAGAGUCCCUUCCCCACACUUAGGGUCCCAGUAAGCCAUGCCAGCAUUACCUUUUGCGUAGUUAAACUGACGUGUAUUCAGUCUAGUUAAGGAAGAAACAUUAAGACUGUUUAAUUUUUAACAUAUAUUCAAUAAUUUUAAUUUGUAAAGAAUUGAGCCACAUUGAACACAAUUGAAUGAGAUUCAGAAUAAACUUAUCUUGUAAUGCCUCAGGACUAUUAUUAUAACAAA